AUGAGGACUACAAUCAUCUCCCUGGCUGCCCUCUGCAGCGCAGCUCUCGCCGCCCCGGUUACAACUCCAGCCCCUGUCGAUAGCGAACUCUUCACUAAACGCGACGUCUGCCUCGCCGACGCCUCUAUCCUCUACAACUGGUGGGAAUCCGGAUGGCAGCGCUACCGAAUCGCCUUCAGCACCGACCAGCUGGGCGGCGACAACAACAAGAUCCUCGCCGCGGCCCACGAUGUCUGGGGCGGCAUUGACAACGAUAGCUGCGGUCAGGCCUACGACGACGUCCAGAACGUGCAGAUCUACUACAAUGAUACCGAAAAGAAGACGGUGGUCGAUGUCAGUCAGGCGAUUGGGCCUGUUGGACAGGAUGUCAUCAACUGCUUGGCCCAUAAUUUUCAGCAGGCUUGGUCGAACAAAGUCUGCCCCAACGGACGCACCGGUUAG
Molecule: messenger RNA, 441 nt
Organism: Zasmidium cellare ATCC 36951
Lineage: Eukaryota; Fungi; Ascomycota; Dothideomycetes; Mycosphaerellales; Mycosphaerellaceae
Exons: 2
Coding region: 1-441 (146 amino acids)
Source: RefSeq, a predicted model, not a curated record